Molecule: messenger RNA, 2133 nt
Organism: Harpegnathos saltator (Jerdon's jumping ant)
Lineage: Eukaryota; Metazoa; Arthropoda; Insecta; Hymenoptera; Formicidae
Gene: Mon1
Product: vacuolar fusion protein MON1 homolog
Exons: 7
Coding region: 166-1719 (517 amino acids)
Biological process (GO): protein targeting to vacuole; endosome to lysosome transport via multivesicular body sorting pathway
Cellular component (GO): Mon1-Ccz1 complex
Source: RefSeq, a predicted model, not a curated record
AUUCAUGAGACUCUCGGCGGUAGCGCGGCGCUAGCUGCCUCGCAACAGCGAGUUUAGCGAAGCAAUGGCGGCGGCCGAGCUCCGGUGGUCCGUCGUCGUUAAAUGUCAAACGCCAGCGAAAGUCACGGAGUAGCGAAUCGUCGGUGACAUCUCGCGGUCGCAGAGAUGGCCGCGAAGGAGCCAGCAGACGCGAUCGACGACGGCAUCGCCGAGUCGGGGAUCGAGCCCGGCGCCUCCACGGAGACGAUGCUCGUCACCACCGACAGUUUCGACGAGUAUGAGCAGGAGAUGAGCAGUAGCAUCGAUGACAGGCAGAUGAAAGAGAGCACCACCAGCACCAUUUCGGAGAUCCAGGAGGACACGCAGACGACACCCACCACCGUCAGCCCGCGGGAAUCCGAGAAAACCCUGUCCCUCGACGACUCGGAAAUGGAUGAUGUGACGCACCGUCUGAGUCAGAGCAGUCUAGAUGGAGAUCCGUUGCACUGCAAGACGUGGUUAGCACAGAGGAAGCACAUCUUCAUUCUGAGUCAAGCUGGGAAGCCGAUAUACUCCAGAUACAGUUCGGAAGACAAGCUAGUCACCCUUAUGGGGGUCAUGCAGGCUUUAGUGUCGUUUGUUCAAGAUGGCAGUGAUAUGAUCAGGUCGGUGCAUGCGGGCAACACAAACUUCGUCUUUGUCGUUAAGGGGCCAUUGAUCUUAGUGGCGGUAUCCAAAACCUUGGAGAGUGUACCUCAGCUUACUUUACAGUUAACAUAUGUAUAUAAUCAGAUAGUCUCUGUAUUGACACAGUCUCAGCUGAACAGAGUGUACGAUCAGAGAAGAAACUUUGAUCUACGGAGAUUAUUAACUGGUAGCGAAAGACUGAUAGAUCAUUUAUUAAACUUUAUGGAUAGGGAGCCGGCCUUCUUUCUAGGGGCCAUUAAAUGUUUACCCCUACUACCCUCGAUGAGAAGUUCGAUUACGCAGACUAUCAUUCAAACGUGUGCUAAAAUCAAGAAUUUAGUGUUUGCGAUACUUCUAGCCAACAAUCAGCUAGUGACGCUAGUUAGGAUGAACAAAUUUUUCCUACAUCCAAUGGAUCUGCAUAUAAUACAAAAUCUGGUAGACAGCUCCGAGUCGCUGAAAACGGCCGAGAGCUGGACGCCGAUAUGUCUACCAAAAUUCGAUCCGAACGGAUACAUGCACGGUCACGUUUCGUAUCUGGCGGAAGAUUGCCAGGCGUGUUUGUUAUUACUCACUGUCGACAGGGACGUAUUUUUCGUGCUCUCGGAAGCGAAACAAAAAAUUGUGGAGAAACUGCGGCGGACGAAUUGCUUGGAGGCGAUAAACGAGUCCAUGAACAAACCGACGAUUACAACCGUUGACAUCGGGCUACCCGAGAUGCGGCACGUGUUGUACAAAUGCAAGAGCACCGCGCAGUUUUGGAGCCCCGGGCUGCAGGCUCCUUACACCACGGACGAGGAAGUAGAACGACUGUUGGGUCUUUAUCAAUGUUUACAUCAUAGAUUGCACUCUCCUAGUCGGCCGUUGAAGCUUAUAUUUCAGCAACUAGACAAGGAAACGAUGUUGGCAUGGGUGGCUUCUGGCUUUGAAUUGUACGUAACAUUCGAGCCUCUGGUGACGAAGCCGGACGCUAUUGAGGCAGUCAGCAAGCUGUUAAAGUGGAUCAAGAAGGAGGAAGAGAGGCUGUUCAUCUUGAAUUCGCCCACGUUUUGAACAAUGUCGGACGUCACUUUUGCGAGUAUAGAAGUAAUUCACAUUACUGACUUGAGUAAUGUGUAAGAGAAGGGUUAGAAGGGUUUAUCGAAAGACCAAACGUGACUUGAGAACGUUUGAGAUUUAUUACAAACGGGAUUCCAAAGCAAAGCGUUUUCGCGAUAGUUUUCAAGUGCAAGAAUAUAAUAAUUAUUCGUCCAUUGUUGAUAACAAUGCCGUUCACUAUUUUUUUAUUUAAUAGAGCUGUUGUAAUAUAACGCAAGUUUAUAAAAAUGUACAUAUACUUGAAUAUCUUACGCGAACGCGCUUCUGAUGUAAUAUUAUACACUAUAAUUUUCAUACCGAAAUCAUCUCCUGCCGUACAUGUCACUCACUGAACACUAAAUACAUUCAGACAAUGCUGAAAAGAAGAAA